AUGAAUUACACCGACACCUGGGCUUCACCCUUACCUACAGGGGGCAUGACAGGCCAACUACUCCCCUACGCCGUAGGCCUCCUCGUCGCGUGGCCAGUGGUAACAACAACCCUACGAUUCCAGCGUCUGCGCAAGCUCCACAAGCAAUAUGCCUACCCAACACGGGAGUCGAUGUCCAAAAUGACCGACGAAGAAGCCUUCCAAAUCCAAAAACAAGUGGCGCAGCUUGAAUUUCCGUUUAUAUUCAUCAAGAGCUUGCAAUUCGCCUUAUUCCGGACCUACGGCAUCCCCUCAAUAUCCCACCUCCUCGCAAAAACUACCCAAUUCUCCAGCACGGAAACUUCCCUAAAGCGGUACACAGACACCAGCGUUCUCGUGCAAGAAUGGGUCGGCAACAACCCGACUUCGGAACGCGCGUAUCUCGGUCUUGCCCGGACGCGCUACCUGCACAGCGGGUAUAGGGCCUCUGGUAAGAUCCUCGAUGACGAUAUGCUCUUUACGCUGGCGCUGUUCGCGCUCCAGCCGAUUCGGUUCAUCGAUCGCUAUGAGUGGCGCAAGCUGAGUGACCUCGAGCGCUGUGCUAUCGGGACUUUCUGGAAGAGUGUGGGUGAUGCGCUUGAUAUUAGCUAUGAGAAGCUGCCGUCUGGUAAGACUGGGUUCCGGGAUGGGAUUCAGUGGCUUGAGGAGAUUGAUGCUUGGGGUGAGGAGUAUGAGGCGAAGUUCAUGGUGCCUGAUGUUAAGAAUCGUGAGAUGGCGGAUCAGACUACUGCUGUGCUGGUUUAUAUGCUGCCUGAGAUGCUGCAUCCGGUUGGGUUGCAGGUGGUUUCGUUUAUGAUGGAUGACAGGCUUAGGAAGGCGAUGCUCUACGAACCCCCUUCCGCAUUCUGCACAGCACUCUUAUCAACCAUCCUCACAGCCCGCAGGCUAUUCCUCCGCUACCUGUCUCUGCCACGACCGUACUUCCUGAUCUCCACCUCGAUUGUCGAGGAACCGGAUCAAAACGGUCGCUUUUUCCUCAAGCAAUGGGAGGCCGCGCCGUAUUAUGUCAAGCCCACGCUUUGGAACCGCUGGGGCCCCAUGGCAUGGCUGACUUGGGCUCUGGGGCGGCCUGUGCCUGGUGAUGAGGGAGAUAAGUAUUAUCCUACUGGAUAUAAUGUUCCGGAUGUUGGACCGAAGUAUUUCGAGGGGAAGGGGAGGAAGCAGUUGGAUGAGACUCUGUUGGAGUUGAAGGGGUAUCGGACUGGGAAAUGUCCUUUUCAUUGA
Penicillium samsonianum is the source of this 1263-nucleotide messenger RNA. RefSeq lists its product as uncharacterized. Lineage: Eukaryota; Fungi; Ascomycota; Eurotiomycetes; Eurotiales; Aspergillaceae. The record is from RefSeq and is a predicted model, not a curated record. The transcript has 3 exons. The coding region runs from base 1 to 1263 and encodes 420 amino acids. Gene Ontology annotation, molecular function: oxidoreductase activity.